Molecule: messenger RNA, 1577 nt
Organism: Osmerus eperlanus (European smelt)
Lineage: Eukaryota; Metazoa; Chordata; Actinopteri; Osmeriformes; Osmeridae
Product: protein lifeguard 1
Exons: 6
Coding region: 18-932 (304 amino acids)
Biological process (GO): negative regulation of apoptotic signaling pathway
Cellular component (GO): Golgi apparatus; endoplasmic reticulum
Source: RefSeq, a predicted model, not a curated record
UCAUUGCUCCCUCUAGAAUGACAGAAACAGAGAACUACUACGCUCCCGAGGAAACUCAAGAUUUCUUGAGCUCAGACGGCUUAGCACCACCUCCUUACACCUUUGAAGAUACCCAAUCAGAUCCCACUCCAGCACGCGAGCCUCCAGCCUACUACCCACCUGAUUCAGGAGCUGCCAUUGAUCCUACAAAGGAAUAUCAACCUGAACCUACACAUGAUGGAGACCCAGGUUGUGAUAAAGACACAAUAGAAUCCACUCCUGAGCUGGCAUCAUCACCACAGCCAUUUGAUGAUAAAACAGUUAGGAAAGCAUUCAUCAGGAAGGUGUUCAGCCUCGUCACCCUGCAGCUGGUGGUGACCUUCAGCAUAGUGUGCGUGUUCACAUUCUCCAGUGUAGUGAAGAAAGCGGUGCAGACUAACAUCUGGAUCUACGUCAGCUCCUAUAUAAUAUUCCUGGUGGUCGCUUUGAGUUUGAUCUGGAGCAGGUCCUUCAGUCGGAAGCAUCCCUGGAAUCUGGUGGGACUGGCAGUGGUCACACUCAGCCUUUCCUUCAUGACGGGCACCGUUGCCUCUUUCCACGACUCCACAGCUGUGAUCAUUGCUAUGGGAGCCACUCUGGCCAUCUCCUUUUCCAUCAUCCUCUUCUCCAUCCAGAAUUGCGUGAGCUUCUCAGUUUGUUACGGAGUCCUGCUGGUGAUUUUGGUGGACCUCGUCAUGUUUUUGAUCUUCUGCACAUUCUACUACAACAACGUUGUGCAGAUCGUUUAUGGAUGUCUGGGAGCUCUGCUCUUUGCACUGUUUCUCAGCGUGGACUGCCUGAUGGUGGUCAGCCUGGGGCGCUACGGCCUGGACCCUGAGGAGUAUGUGUUCGCCGCCCUCAUCAUCUACCUGGACGUCGUCAUGAUCUUCCUUUACAUACUGGGGAAGAGAUGAACACCUGGGAGAACCUCAACCCGAAGCACCUGAACACACACACCCAGGGGUCAAAGGAGAGAGGACUGGGUGGCACUCGAGACUUCUGUCAUUCGAACCCUCCACACACCACCACACCUGGGUCGAUUGCUCAAAUCAAUAAGGUGUUUCUAAGGGAUUGAGGUACAUUGAAUUCAUGUUACAGUUGAAUCCUUUGAGACUCAUCCAGUGGACUAAAGUGCACUCAAGUAUUUGACAGUUGCAAGUGGUGAUUGACUUAGAUCUGCCACACACACACACUUCUACCAGCUGGGGCUAACAUGAUUACUUGGGAGAUAAUCUUAUAAUGAUGCACUUUAAACAGCCCCACGCACACUCCUUUGUACAGAUAAAAAAGAUUGUAACACUUAACUGGAUGAAGCCUAGCCCCCCUACAAUAGUUCAGUGGAUACAAAAAGUCAGACAGGUCAGUACAAUGGAAAAUAUGACAGCAACCCUUCAGUUUAAAGUACCUAUAUUCGUGCGGAGAUGGACAACUGUCAAUUCUUUACCUAACUUAAGAAUAUCAAUCUGACUAGCAUGUGAUGGAUCUCUGUAACAUUACCCUACCUGUAUGUAGACAACGUAGAAUGACUGAAGCCCAACCUUAAGGUGACUUUGUUUUUG